AUUGCACACACAUCGCGACAAAGGGUGCGUCGUGCAACUAAUUAGAGCAGACACCCCAAGGCUCGUAUUAAAAUAAUGUCUCAACUUAGCUGAAUAUCAAGAAAUAACUGAGAAAAUUACACCUAGGAUUAGGUUAAGGUGCUGCAUACCUUAAGCCCACUUUCAACGGAGCCCAGGCCCAGUGGGCUGGUGGUGUGGCCGUGAUUUUUCCUGCAAAAAUUGCAACAUGGGUUUGCUUGACAUGGGAAAAGCUGCACUGUCAACAACAUUGCUCAAGAUUGUACUGGGAGUAACGCUACUGGCAGCUUCUUUCCUUCGCUACAAUGCUGUGUCCGGUGUUUACCUGCUCUGCCUGCUGGCACUGCCCCUUAUACCCAACCCAAGCCGGCAGACGAUGUCAGGGAGGACAGCCAUAUACCUGGUCAUAGUGAUCAUCUUGUCCAGCCUUGGCUGCCUCACCCAGGCAAUAUUUCAAACCGUCCUGGCUGCUGAUUCUCCUUAUGGUCAUGACUGGGAAGCAUGUAACGGAACGGAAGUUCUAUGGAGACAGUUAGGGUAUCAAAGAUUGGACGAACUCUCGGCUGUAUCACUCUGCCGCCUCAUCCUUCCGGAUGUGGUCCUCCUCAUCGUCACCAUCGUUGUAUUCGUCGUCUGCAAGAAGCUCUGCGCUCCGCCCGCCCCGCCGCCGGAGGGAACCAACCCUCAAGAAGCCAGCGGUGGAAGCAGCAGCGUCGGCAGCGGAGUUGGGGUGGUCAAACGCCGAACGAAACAAAAGUCUGCGGUCGCUGAGGGGAUCCAGUCCUUCAUCGCUAUGUUCCUGUGCGCUUUGGCCGCGGUCAUCCUCCCAUCGGCUACAUCUGGAUUCUACUUCAUCACGUUUCUCAUGGUCAUCACUUGGUGGUCGCUCUACCAGUCGUGGGGUCGGAGGUUCUACCAUGUCUGUAUCGUUUGGCUGCUCUACAGCGGCGCUCACAUCUUGGCGUUGUACCUCUACCAGUUUCCAUUCUUUCAAGAAGCUGUUCCUUCAGAUGGCUUCUAUGCAAGGCUGUUUGGAUUGAAGGCCAUCAUCGAUGCGACCCAGUGCGACGAGCCUCGUGAAAUCCUCAUUGUUACCGGCCAGCGGUGGUUCUUCUACGUCAACCCCGGGGCCGUGCUGGUGUUCUAUAUCUACCUUGGCUUAUUGAUCCGGUGCUGGCUUGAUGGACCCCAGAGAAGACAAACAUAUAUUAAUGACAUCGCAAAUAGAAAGGAACAUGAGGUUGUUAGGAAGCAAAAGAAAGCCAAGCGACAUGGAGAGAAGGAGGUUUCACCACAGAAACAGCGCCUCAUGGAUGAGAGUGGCCCAUCCUACCAAUCAAUGGACCCCACCUCCUCACCGGAGGCUGGAGCUAGUGGCAGCGCAUCAGAAGGAGAGGCGGGUCUGGAGAGACAGACAUCCCACGUCGGAUCCACCAAGAGCGAAGAGGAAGGCAGACAUAAGAUGUCACCGUUUGCCACGGUGGUCGCUUACAUCACCAAACAGUGCUACAUCGCCGCUCUCAUCCUGAUGAUGGUUUGGAGUAUCACAUACCAUAGCUGGCUGACCUUCGUCCUCCUUCUCUGGGCCAUCAUCAUCUGGAUCAUCCCGGCAUCCACCACGCGCACCAGGACCUUCUACUGCUCUCCGUUGCUGGUGCUGUACUGCGAGGCUCUCCUGCUCAUCCAGUUCGUCUACGGUCUGGAGCUGAACGACACCGAGCUGCCGUCCGAGACCAAGGACGGAAUCAAUCUGACGGAGAUCGGCCUGAUGAAGUUCACUGACCCCUGUAUUCCACUCGGUCUUCAGCUUGUGUACACCCUGAUGCUGUGGCUGACUCUUCGUCAGUUCCUGAGAGAGAAGCGUCUGACCAAGAUGAACGUCAACUCGGACGGUAUCAUCCUGCAGCCCUUCGGAAUGAUCUUUUCUGAUCCAGAUGAAGAGAUGACGGCCAUCACCGAGGCACAGGAGGGAGGAGACUUUGUGGACAAGGGAGACAGCGAGACGAUGUCAGUUAUCGGGACCACCAUCUGGGGGAUCUUCUCCAAGUAUUGGAUCUUCCUGGUGGGUGCCAUGUUCCUCAUUGUCAGCCUUCAGGAGUCCGUGGACGUCUUCAAGAUUAUCUACAUGGUGCUGUUCCUCCUGAUAGUCAACAUCUUUCUGUGGUCUUUCACAUUGUUCCGUGGGUUGAUCUGGAUUUUCUUCUGGCUGGUCGUGAUUUAUUCCAUCGGUGUCUUAGUCCUCAUCUACACGUAUCAGUUUGAAAAAUUCCCGGGAUACUGGACGAACGGCACAGGGAUCUCUCAAGAUGUAUUUAAAGAUCUUGGACUACGUCGGUACGACACCUCUGACUUGUUCCUGAACCUUCUGAUCCCGACAUGUUUCAUCAUCAUCAUCAUGGUCUACAUCCAUUACUUUCACUCCAAGUUUAUGGACAUCACCAAAAUCCAGAAGUCUGGAUACAAGCCAAGUAAGAUCAAGGAGGAAGAUGAUGAUGAAGAAGGAGCUGGACAAGAUGAGGGAGAUGGAGGAGCAGAAGGAGCAAAAGAAAGCAAGAGCCACUCCAGAUUGAAGCUGUACGUACGCUACUUAGCCAUCAUCUGUAGAACUCACUAUCGCCGAGUGGCGUCCAUUAUCUGGAGAUGCCUUGAGAUUCACAUGAGCAAGAUUGUUAUCUUCACCAUCAUCCUAGUCGUCACUAGAGAGAUUACAGCAGUCAACGGCGUCUUGGUGCUCCUCAUCUUCUUGAUCCUCCCGUUGCCAUGGUUUACCCGCCUCAUGUUCCUCAUCACAGCUCUGUGGGCGUCUGUGGUCCUCUUCAGUAAGAUGGUGUUUCAGCUGGACCUCAUGCCUACCGAUGAAUUGGCUGUCAACUGCUCGAAUUUUGACUACCCGCUAAGCGACUCUUUCAGUUCAGUAGAGUGGGUUGGACUGAAACAGGUCCCCAACUUUGCAGGUUAUGUCAUCGGCUAUGUGGCCAUUCUUCUGAUGAUGGUGUUGUGGUACACCGCUCAGCUUCGCAUGGAACACCACCGCAGCAUCAACAACCUUGACAAGCCCAAACAGAGCGUCAUCUUUGAAGAUAUCAAACGGGAACAAGCUGAUAACGGCCUCGUCAGCUGCCUGAAGUUUCUGGCAAAUUAUUGCUUCUACAAGUUUGGACUCGAGAUGUGUUUCAUCACCACGGUGAUCGUCUCUGCUGUACGUCUAGACGCCCUGUCGGUCAUCUACAUGGUGUUGAUGUUGUGCAUGAUAUUCCUCAAGAGAAAGACCGUGUCCUACCUCUGGCCGUUCUACACCAUCAUCCUCGUUCUGCUCCUCCCGCUGACCUACGCCUUGGCUCUAGGGCUCCCUCCAUUGUUCUGCAUUGAAUACCCAUGGACAGAGCCGAUACAGCGCCAGCUGAUCACAUGGCUGUAUCUCUCGGACUACGACCCCAAUGUAGGCCCAGAGGGACAUUUCAUCGUUGCGGACUUUUUGCAGUUGUUGUUCGUGUGCCUGCAGCUUCAAGUGUUUCGUAUUGAGAGGAAUCGUGGCACUGCGUAUGGAGGAGGAGACAAUUAUGAAUGCACUGUAGAUGUCGAGAAUAUCGCCGAGAAUCCUGUACCCAAUUUCACCUUCAAUAAGUCCUAUCUGGAUACCGCCAAGUCUGUGGUCUUUGAGUAUUGGUUCUGGGUGACGUUAGCAGUGACGUUCUUGGCUGGUACUACGCGAGUCAGCCUCUUCGGUCUCAUCUACAUCGUCUUCUCAUUCUACUUCCUCUGGCUAGGAGCUGAAUAUCUCAUUAAGCCUACAGCAGUGGUCAUGAAAAGGUGGAAUCGACUUCUCUUCUACAAUCUGCUGGUCAUCUUCCUCAAAGUUGGGCUCCAGAUUAUGUCUUGUGUCUUCAUAAAGCAGUUACUCUCCAGCGGAGCUUGCUGGGUGCUUCAGCUACUGGGUGUGGUGUGUUUGCAGAACAACUAUGAGCCUCUUAGUGACGCAGAGACCAAGGGUUGCACACUGCCUGUGGACGAGGCUGGCUUGACCUGGGAUGUGUCAGUCUUCAUCUUCUUGAUUGUACAGAAACGCAUCUUCACCAGUAACUACUUCCAGUAUGUUGUCAUCUCACUGGAAGAGGAGAAGAGUCUCGCCUCAAAGGGUGCUGAGCUGAUCAAUGAGCUACUGGCGACCAGAGUCCGCAACAAACGUCUGGAAGAGAGGAGGAUCUUGGAAGGCAUCAAGAAGAAGACGGCACGCAUCAAGAAGAGUCAGUUGGAGUUGACCACCAAAGCAGAAUACACUGAGCCCUUGUAUCACGAUGAAGCUAUCCGUGGUCAAGGCGGUUACUACAUGUUUAAGGACCUGAGUGAUGAAGAGUUGAGUGAUCUUGAACCUGAUGCUAUACCAGCUGCAGAGGAAGGAGAAGAGGACGGUAAACACUCUGCAUUCCAUCUCGUGCACGAUGCAGUUACAAUGAGCCCAGAAGACGCUCUGAAGAAAGAUGAUGAUGCCAAGGAUGACGAGGCAGUGGACGCCGGUGAAGCAUCAGGGACAGACCAAGUUGGUGGGGUCAAGUCUGAAGAUGAGGAGAAGAAAGGCGGUCCCUUGGACAUCGUGGAAGCUGAAGGCGUCUUGGCUGAGAUUGAUGAGCUAGAGAAAGAGGAAGAAACUGAAGGCUCAGUUGGCAUCUGGGCCAAGUUCACCAACAUCGUUAAGCUCGUCUGGCGCGUCUUGAUGCGUGGCUUGGAGGGUUGCAUCCAUUUCUUUGACGAGAUAUCUGAGGAGUACCGCUAUGUCGCUCAGGAGCUGAGGAAACUCAGCACAGAGGGCAAGAGGCAGAGGUCACUCAAGCGUAAGGCGAAGGCCAUCGAGCCACCACCAGAGGGUGAGGGUGAUGGUGAGAUUGAAGAAGUACCGCCACAUGAGCCAACAAGAGUGUCAAUCAAAGUGGAAGAUGCCAAAGAAGACGCUGAUAAUAUUGAUGGUGCAAGCCAAGACGACGCCCUCGCCAAGGUCGAGACCGCCUCCACUGCAGAGACGUCAUCCAGUGAGAAGUUUGUCCGCACCAUGCCACGCCCCGUCCGCUUCAUCUAUGCCCUCCUGUACGCCAUCAUCUCCCAGUCUCAGCUCGUCUGUUUCUUCUUGAUCGUCCUGAACCUCAUGGUGUCCGCUAAUAUCUUGUCUCUCCCACUGCCGAUACUCGUCUUCACCUGGGCCAUGCUGUCGGUGCCCCGCCCGACCAAACGAUUCUGGGUCACGGUCAUUACAUAUACUGAGGUGGUGGUCAUCCUGAAGUAUUUCUUUCAGUUUUAUUUCUAUCCCUGGAACAGUGAGGAGGAGAUGAUUACCAAUGCUAGUAAUCCGCUGUGGUGGCCUUACAUCCUGGGCAUCGACCGUAAAGACAAAUACGCCGUCGUCGAUCUCUGCAUUCUACUGGCGGCUUUCUUCCAUCGAUCCAUCCUGAGAAGACACGGUUUGUGGCAGGAGAGUCAAGUUGUACCCAACUUGGACGACCCCUACACCCAGGAGCAGCUUGCUAUCAAAGAUGCCUCAGCCGAGGAUAAAGAUGCUGAGAAAGAGAAGAAGAAGAAGAAGAAGAAAAAGAAGAAGACCAAGAAAUCAAAGAAAACUGAAGCUGAUGAGGAUACUCCUGAAGAUGAUGAUAAACCAGGAACAUCAGCGGCUGAAGGAGGAGAAACUGCAGCAGAUGGAGAUGAGAAAGAUGCUGCAGUGGAUUCAUCAGAUGAAGAGGAAGAAACAAAGGAGGGAAUCUUUGCACCCUUUGUCAGCUUCUACAAUAACAUGCUGGAUCCAACCUACAGUGCAGUGACUGAUGUCUACGUCCCUAUGUUCCUCUGUGACGUCUUCAACUUUAUACUCUUUGCUGUUAUGUCCUAUUCAUUCGGAGAGGAGCAAGCUCAGACGGAUGUAGCCGAUAUGAUCCAAAGCAACAGCAUCUCCAUGUUCUUCGUUCUCUUCCUCCUCCUUCAGUUUGUGCUGAUGGUGAUCGACAGAGCCAUCUACCUGAGGAAGGCCGUCAUCGCUAAGUUCAUCUUUCUCAUCGCCGUCAUCAUCGGAGUCCACGUCUGGCUGUUCUUCCUACUUCCAAAGAUCAAUAACAGGAGGUUCAUUGAUAACACACCGGCUCAAGUUUUCUACUUUGUGAAGUGCGUCUACUUUGCUUUAUCAGCGUACCAGAUACGCUGCGGCUAUCCAACACGUAUCCUUGGCAACUGUCUCUGCAAACGCUACAACUACGUCAAUCUCUUCCUCUUCAUGGGGUACCAGGCAAUCCCGUUCCUGAAGGAGAUCCGUAUGCUGAUGGAUUGGAUGUUUACGGAUACCACUCUUAGCCUGGCACACUGGCUCGAGAUUGAGGACGUCUACUCCUCCGUGUAUCCCAUCAAAUGCUGGAGAAAUGCUGAAGUGGCUUACCCUGUAGAUCGAGGUCUACUGAAGAGCAAGGCAGUCAAGUAUGGAGCCGGUGGUAUACAGCUCUUUUUUCUCCUGGUCAUCGUCUGGUUCCCGCUCCUCCUUAUCUCACUGUCCAACUCGUCCAACAUCUCCAAUCCGAUCUCAUCAGUAGACAUUAGUAUUACCAUCAGCGGAUAUGAUGUAAGACCGAUUCGUAGUAUUAUUGAUUGA
Molecule: messenger RNA, 6640 nt
Organism: Asterias rubens (European starfish)
Lineage: Eukaryota; Metazoa; Echinodermata; Asteroidea; Forcipulatida; Asteriidae
Product: piezo-type mechanosensitive ion channel component 2-like
Exons: 45
Coding region: 227-6640 (2137 amino acids)
Source: RefSeq, a predicted model, not a curated record